AUGCCUGCUUUGAAUUCAGAUUCACCGAAUACUCGGAGAGUUCCUCGCUUGUAUUCGGACCGUGGGGCAGGGAGCCCAGUUCUGAAUCAGAAGCUACCUCAGCCCAGAUAUUCUCAACAGGUGUGUUUGGAAUCCUCCAGUUCAGCUGAGAAACUACAGCCACGGGACAGAUCUCAGGUGUCAAGGUCAUUUUCUUCUCCUGAAGGUUACACAAAAGACAGGCAUUUAGGUCAGGAAGAGAGGUCAGCAUCUGUUGAUAUUCACCCCGAACACAUAAAGGACAGCGAACGUCUGCUGGCUGAGAUGGAGCACUACAUGAAACGUUCCACCUCCUCCAGUGGUAGUCUGAGUUCGACCAACAAAGGUUUCCCCACUGUCAUUCCAAACUUUGAGGAUCAGGAGCAGAAACGCCAUAGCAAGAACAGAGACUCGUGCAUAUCGACUGGCUCCAAUUCUUCCUAUGACAGCACUACCGACCUGUCGUCAGAGCCACAUCAGGAGGAGAGAAUGGUGCACACAAUCAAAGCAAGAUUAGCAACUUUGCCUCAAAAUUUACUGGAAAGUGGCUUCAUCAUUCAGGCACAGGUUUGGCGGAGUCAAUUUCACCAGGCCCUUCCAGCCCAAAGGCUAAGAAUGAUGAGGGCUCAACAAAACUGAAUCAUCACUUAAGUUUGCGCGUCAAGCCAGGGGUCAUGCUAAGUCUGGGGAACCAGAUCUGACCAGUUUGCUUCGAGAAAUGGAACCAGGCAGUGAGGCGAUUGGUUCUCGUAUGGCAAAUACGGAUCUUGAUGACUAUGCAUUGUUUGCUAUGCCAAAGGCUCCAAUGGAGCAACAGAAUGACACACCAAAAUCAGGUAAACAAGUGAGGAAAACAAACUAUGGUCGGUUUUCAAAUUAUAAUCAAAUUCAACAGAAUCCAAGAACCAGGUAACACUGGCAUUACCCAAUCCGAGCUGAGGCUAAAUCAGCCUAUGCCAUCUUUGAAAAACAUUGCCAGUGGCCAGGCAGACUCGGCAUCUCAAUACAAAGUGCUGAUGUUGAUGAAAGUUCCUCUGACGAUUCACCAAGAAAUGACGACCUGAAAUGAGCGUAGUGAUGGGUUACGAUCAAAAUCAAAGUCUGAGAC
Dreissena polymorpha is the source of this 1126-nucleotide messenger RNA. RefSeq lists its product as uncharacterized. The record is from RefSeq and is a predicted model, not a curated record. Lineage: Eukaryota; Metazoa; Mollusca; Bivalvia; Myida; Dreissenidae. The coding region runs from base 1 to 657 and encodes 218 amino acids. The transcript has 2 exons.